UUGGUAGUCAGAAGGCUUGGAAGGGGAACCGUAUACUUUAUACCGUAUACGAAUAUACAUACAUCAAUUUUCAUCAUUUAGAGAUAAAAACAUUGAAAGUUGUUUUUUGUUGGAAUGAUUUGAGGUAGAAUAUAGUAGCUACAAUUUCCAACAUUAUUAGCAUCCUUGAAAUCAAAAUUUCAGAUUUGACCUUAUAAUCGAUAAAAACAAAUUAUCAUCAAAGUACGCAAAAAACAAAAACACAACACAACAGUCAUCAGAAAGAAAUCAUGGAUUUGGUGGAUCACAAUCCCUAUGGGAAUGGGCUGCAAUAUGUAGGAUUUAAUCAAGAUCAAGGGUGUUUCGCUUGUGCUACGGAUUCGGGAUUUCGAGUAUUCAACAGUGACCCCUUAAAGGAAAAGGAACGACAGUAUUAUCCCGAAGGAGGUCUUAGUUAUGUUGAGAUGCUGUUUCGCUGCAAUUACUUAGCUGUUGUUGGUGGUGGAAUACGUCCAUUGUAUCCCCCAAAUAAACUCAUUAUCUGGGAUGACCUCAAGAAAGCUCCAGCCAUAUCCCUAGACUUUAAUCAACCUGUUAAAGCUGUUCGCUUAAGGCGGGACCGCAUUGUUGUUGUGUUUGCAGGUUUUAUAAAGGUUUUUACUUUUACCCAGCAGCCCAGGCAAUUGCACGUUUUUGAGACAAAUUCGAAUCCCCAUGGACUGUGUGUUUUGUGUCCGCAUAGCAAUAAAAGUUUGUUGGCAUUCCCAGCCCGUCGUACCGGGCAUGUACAGAUUGUCGAUUUGGGCAAUACAGAAAGGGCGGCAUUGGAGAUUGUGGCGCAUGAAGCAAACAUUUGCUGUAUCGCUUUCAACCUACAAGGAACACGAUUGGCUACAGCCAGUGAAAAGGGCACAUUAAUACGCAUAUUUGACACAGAAACCGGAAAAAAGGUCAAUGAACUACGACGUGGCAGCAAUCAGGCCACAAUAUAUUGCAUUAAUUUCAAUCAUGCCUCAACAAUGUUGGUGGUAUCAUCGGAUCACGGAACCAUACAUGUGUUCAACUUGGAUGAUACCAAACCAAAGGAAUCGUCUCUACCGAUUGUUCCCAAGUACUUUUCGAGCCAAUGGAGCUUUGUAAAAUUUUCCAUACCAAAAGAACCACCCUGUAUUUGCGCUUUUGGCUCGGAUUCAAAUUCUGUUAUAGCUAUAUGUGCCGAUGGUCAUUAUUACAAAUUCCUGUUCAAUAGCAAAGGCGAAUGUAGUCGCGAUGUUUGUACUCAGUUCUUGGAAUUACAAGAUGACGAUUAAAUCUACUCCGCAUAUGUUUCCUUUGAAAAAUGCCUUUGCGUUCUAAAUAUUCUCCUAUGAUUUUGUGAUGUCGCUUAAGUCUUCUGUUUAUUGACGUUUCCCACGAACGGCGAACAUACGUAUAAUUCCAUACUAAGAAUUAUUAGAAUUAUAACAACUUCAAGCGAAAGCACUUUUUAUAUUUAAGAUAUCGAUUAAUGUUCUAAUGAUGAGAAAAGAUCAUCAAUGUUGAAAAUUCGCUUUAUAUUGAAAAGUAAAAUAUAUAAAAUAUACACCCAUAUUAAUUAGAAAUCUAAAA
This is a messenger RNA of Musca domestica (house fly), 1587 nucleotides long. RefSeq names its product WD repeat domain phosphoinositide-interacting protein 3. Gene Ontology annotation, biological process: protein localization to phagophore assembly site; protein lipidation; autophagy of mitochondrion. The record is from RefSeq and is a predicted model, not a curated record. Gene Ontology annotation, cellular component: phagophore assembly site membrane; cytosol; extrinsic component of membrane. Lineage: Eukaryota; Metazoa; Arthropoda; Insecta; Diptera; Muscidae. The transcript has 5 exons. The coding region runs from base 270 to 1289 and encodes 339 amino acids. Gene Ontology annotation, molecular function: phosphatidylinositol-3-phosphate binding; protein binding; phosphatidylinositol-3,5-bisphosphate binding.